Messenger RNA from Eimeria mitis, 2583 nucleotides. RefSeq lists its product as uncharacterized. Lineage: Eukaryota; Apicomplexa; Conoidasida; Eucoccidiorida; Eimeriidae. The record is from RefSeq and is a predicted model, not a curated record.
AUGGUGCUAGCAUCUGCUGCAGCGUCUGCUGUUGCUGUGCAGCAGCUGCUGGAGCCUGAAGCGUUGAGGCUGCUGCAGCUCGAUGCAGCAGUGCUGCUGCGUCCGUCUGCUGUACACGAUGCGCUGCUGCAGCUGCUGCUGUGCUGCCCCGCAAGCAGCCUCUUUGUGUUGCCUGCAGCAGCUAUAGAAGAGCUUCAGGAGUUGCUGCUGGACCAGGGCGCCUCCGUGCUGCAGCUGCUGCGCAUCUCGCGGAUGCUGCUCUACAAAUUCUUCGCUGAUCACCCCUUCUCUUACCUUGCCCUGGAUGCACGCGCUGUGGCUGCUACAGGCAGCGACAGCAAGGACGGGAGCAGCAGCAGCAACAGCAGCAGCAACAACAGCAGCAGCAGCAGCAGCAAAGAUCAUGCCGCCGCUGCUACUGGUGCAGCAAAUGCAGCAGGUGUUGCUGCUGCUGCUGCUGCAUCUAACUCUAAGGCAGACCUUGAGGUGGUCGAGAGAAGGCUGGCACUGUUGGCUGCUGCUGUCCUGACACCGCAGCAGGAGGAGAGCAUGGAAAGUGCAGCGCCAGCAGCAGCAGCAGCAGCAGCAGCAGCAACAACAGCAACAACAGAUGCCGCAGCAGGAGGGAUGCAGCAAGACCCCAUGCGCACCCAUAAGAAGGGCUCUCUCGAUGCUCCAGCAUUGGUGCUAGAGCGUCGCAUAGCAGCAGGAUUGGGUAUGCGGCUGCUGGUGGUGCUGCAGCAGCACGUGUUGCUGCAGCGGCAAGCGUUCGCACUCAGUGCCUCGGAGUCUGCCGCUGCUCUUAACAGCCAAGACAGCAGCAGCAGCACUCUUCGUGCAGUGGAGAUGCUGCUAGAGAUACUGGGGGGCACCAGCAGGACCACUGGUUACCAUGACUAUCUUCUACAGGGAAAACCGCUAACUUCUGCUGCUGCUGCAGCUCAGAUCGUCAGUCCCAUCUGCGAGGAGCUGCAACGGAUUGCGGGGGCGUGCUGCCGCGUGAGCAGCUUGGUGACCACUUUGGUAGCAGAAGCUCUUAAUGCUGCAGCAACGACGCGCCAGGUUGCUGCAGUGCCGCAGGCGCUGCUGCUCGCGCUGCAGCAGUUCAGCCGGCAAACCGGGAGAGAGUGGGCCUUGCUGCUGCAGCUCGAGGGCCGCAUGCAGCAGCAACAGCAGCAACAGAAAAAGCCACAGCAGCAGCAGCAACGGACAACGGAGAUGGGUAAAGCUUCUGAGCUUUUCAAGGCGAUGAAUCAACUCAUGGAGCGGCUGCAGCAUACCUGUCAGCAGCAACAGCAGCAGCAGCAACAGCGAGGACAGCAGCAGGUUGUUCCCGCGUUUGUUUCUGGGCUUGCACGGCGCGCCAGCGCAGCGCCUUUGCCUUUCUCUGGGGGCUUUGGCAGCAGCACCAGCAGCAGCGCUGACAGCGCCUUUUGUAACCAAGGAUGUGAGCUGGGUGUGUGGUCCUUGUCUGUUGCUGCAGCAGAGCAGCCGCAGUACUUCGCUGCUGCGCUAGCAGCCCCCAAGGCCCCUACACACCGCGCAGAAGCAGCAGCAGCAGACACCCUGGCCCGGCUGCUGCCGCUGCGACCUGUGGAAGUGCUACAGGAGCUGGCAUGCCUCAGCGGUAGUGCCCUGGAGUAUCACCAGCAAACGGCAGCAGCAGCAGCAGCAGCCAUGGGACGAGCAGACACCGUUGCUGCAGUUACUGCUGAUGAUACGAGCCUUGUCUACCGCCGCGUUGCCUUCGGCAGCCGCCGCAUUCCCCUCUGGUAUUUGUUUUGUCACUUCUGCUCCGACGUGGUUGAGACGUAUACACAGCAGCAGCUACGUGCUCGGACGCAGCAGCAGAAGCAGCAGCAGAAGCAGCAGCAGGCACUCGCCGUCCCCCAUAGACCAGCAAAGCUCCAGAAGAAGGCCGGAGCAGCAACCGAAGAGACAAUGAAAGACGACACAGGCGGGAAGGAGACAACGGGCAAGAGGGAGACAGCAGAAAGAGAGGGUCUGCGUGCGCUGCAGCGGGAGGCUGAAACUUCUCUCCCGAGUGGGAGCUGCCACAACGCCUCGCUGUUGCAGCACCUCUUCCUGCGGUUUGGUGUUGCUGUCUGUACACUCGAACACUUGGGCCUUGUUCGGCUGCCGGGGUGCGGUGUCUCUACAGAGGAGCUGCUGCUACGCAGUGCAGCAGAUGCGGAGACAUUAGCAGAGGAACUCGCAACGCAGGGGGAGCAAGCAGAGUUACAGACAGAAUCCGAUGAUGAAGGCCCAGGGGAAGGAGCCAAUGAGCAGCAGCAGCAACAACAAAGUGGCAGGAAACGAAAUCCACGACAGCCAAAUGCCGCCGCCGCUGCCUCAGAGGCGCUGCAGCUGCAGCAGCAGCUACAAGGCUUAUACCUAACGCGCUGCUUCUUUGGCAGUGUCUACCUCCCCGAACAAUAUGGAGAUGAUGAUUCAAACCGCCAGCACGACGACACCAAUGCCGCCGACGAUCGGCAGCAACAGCAACAGCAGCAGCAGGAACCGCGGCAGCAACAGCAGCGCCAGCCACAAAAGCAGCCACGGCAACGGCGGCUCAAGCAGUAG